AUGGAAUUAGACCCCCCAUCAAAAGAUGACUUCUAUCUUCCCCCAAAAGGAUACGAGACUUCAAAACCAGGUGACAUCCUAAAAAUCAGACUGCCUCCCAGCAAACUAGCCAGCAAUUAUAUUCCCAUCCACAUCAAACAAGCCUGGCAAAUCCUAAUCAGAUCCGAAGAUUCAUUCGGCAAUCCAAACACAAUCGUCACCACAAUCAUCCAACCCCACAAUGCCGACCCAAAGAAAGUCAUUUCAUAUCAAACAUAUGAAGAUUCGGCAAAUAUUGAUUGUUCACCAUCAUAUGGAUUUCUAUUCGGGUCAUCAUUUGCAACGGUGGCAACACAGACGGAUAUGACGCUUAUGGUUAUGGCUUUACAACGGGGGUAUUAUGUCGUGAGUCCAGAUUAUGAAGGACCGAAAUCGACAUUCACGGUAGGUAGACAAUCUGGACAAGCAGUACUUAAUUCAAUUCGGGCCGCUUUGAAAUCGGGUGCAUUCACGGGGAUAGAUAAGGAUGCAAAAGUGGCAAUGUGGGGAUAUUCUGGUGGGUCAUUGGCUUCAUCAUGGGCAGCUUCAUUACAGCCAGAAUAUGCUCCUGAUUUGGGUGAUGCCUUGAUUGGGGUGGCAUUAGGGGGGUUUGUGACUAAUAUUACCGCGACUGCAGAAGCGACUGAUGGGACUAUAUUUGCGGGAUUGAUAGCUAAUGCAUUGGCUGGACUUGCGAAUGAAUAUCCGGAUUUCAAGGAUAGGAUAUAUAAAUUGGCUAAUCCUAUGCAUAUAUUACCCUUGUCAUAUGGUGAUAAAUAUUUUUUGGUUCCUUCUGUGAUGAAUUAUAUCGGUAGUCGAUUUUUCAAAGGUCUAUGGUCGGUAUUUCCUCAAGGAUUUGGUGUAUUGAAUGACGCUAUUAUUGGAAAAGUAGUUAAAGACAAUUCUUUGAUCUAUUUGGCCGAAGAUCUCAUGCCCAGAAUUCCCAUUUUUGUCUAUCAUGGAAGUUUGGACCUGAUUGUUCCAAUCGUGGGUGCAAAAGGGAUUUAUGACAUCUGGUGUCAGAACAAUAUAAAUUCAUUUGAAUUUGCUGAGGAUGCAACUACUGGCCAUCUUGCUGAAACUAUUGUAGGUGCACCUGCUGCUUGGACUUGGAUUGAACAACGAUUUGAUGGGAUCGAGCCAGUUAGAGGGUGUUCUCAUGUGGUAAGGGUUUCAAAUUUCUUAUAUCCUGGGGUUGAAUCUGCGACAUUGCAAUAUUUCAAGGGGUUGUUUGAUACUUUUAUCCAUAGUCCACUUGGACCAUAUGAUAAAGCAUCUACCAAAUCGAAUUGA
This is a messenger RNA of Hemisphaericaspora subhashii, 1311 nucleotides long. Its product is annotated as lipase family protein. The transcript has 2 exons. Gene Ontology annotation, molecular function: triacylglycerol lipase activity. Gene Ontology annotation, biological process: lipid catabolic process. The coding region runs from base 1 to 1311 and encodes 436 amino acids. Lineage: Eukaryota; Fungi; Ascomycota; Pichiomycetes; Serinales; Debaryomycetaceae. The record is from RefSeq and is a predicted model, not a curated record.